Patella vulgata (common limpet) is the source of this 4019-nucleotide messenger RNA. Its product is annotated as protein madd-4. Gene Ontology annotation, molecular function: metalloendopeptidase activity. The transcript is spliced from 9 exons. Gene Ontology annotation, biological process: extracellular matrix organization. NCBI's taxonomy places the organism in Eukaryota, Metazoa, Mollusca, Gastropoda, Patellidae. Gene Ontology annotation, cellular component: extracellular matrix. Bases 183 to 2006 code for a protein of 607 amino acids. The record is from RefSeq and is a predicted model, not a curated record.
CAAUAUUCAUACAUCGGGGUAUCAAGGUUAAUACGUAUAGACUUAUUAUUUGAUCAGUUAAUAUACAUGUUUUAGAAGUUCAAGAAAUAUCAUUAGGCGAACUAAGACAAGCUGCUAUUAAAGCUGAUAAUACAGAAGAUGAUGAUUCAAUCGUCCACGAAGAUGAUGUUCAAGGGCAUGAUAUGAGUUCGCCAAGGUAUGUGGUAUCUAGUUGGGGACAAUGUAGUGUAACAUGUGGUACUGGUAUAACAAGAAGAUAUGUCAGAUGUCAGGUCUUUCUAUUAUAUCUACAAGCUAUAGUCGAUUUAGCUGACUCUGAAUGCGAAGAUUCUAAACCAAUAGAAACUGAACCAUGUAUCCAGAACCCAUGUUACGAUGAUUUUAUGUGGAAGGCAUCAGGAUUCACUGAUUGUACUAGAAGUUGUUUAGGAGGUACUCAGGAAACCCAUCUUAUCUGUGUUCAUAAAGUCAAUGGAUCAAUGGUACCAGAUGACUUUUGUGAGGAAGCUCCAACACUUGCUAUAGAGAGAAAAAUAUGUAACGACUUCUCAUGUCCACAAAGAUGGCGUAUUGGUGACUUUGGGGAAUGUUCAGCAACAUGUGGUGGUGGUCUCAUGAUCAGAAAAGUAGAAUGUAUACAAGAGUUUAGCCAUGGUUCUGAUAAUCUACUCAAUCUACCAGACUUUAUGUGUGAACAACCAGUACCAGAGAGGGAGAGAUCAUGUAAUGUUCAACAUUGUCCAGCAUCAUGGACUACAGGACAGUGGUCAGGUUGUUCCGUGACGUGUGGUGAAGGAAUCCAAAUUAGACCAACCCUCUGCCAGAAACAUUCAGCAGGCGGCAAAAUAACAGAUGUCAGUGAUACAUUGUGUAGGCCAAGUGAACGUCCCGAACAAUCCCGACCUUGUAACGAAACAGUCUGCCCACUUGUCAGGAUCAAACAGCAAAGAAUUAAGUUCUUUCAACUGAAUAAAAUGUCAAAAAUUCGACUAGUCGUUGGAACCAAAGCAUUCCUCUUACCUGGAACUAACGUUAUUGUUCGAUGUCCUGCCAAAGGAUUUAAUAAAAGAAUGAUAUUGUGGUAUAAAGAUGGCCGGCCAAUAAAGAAGGGCAGACGUGUAAACAUUUCCGGAAAGGGGAACCUAAGACUUAAAAGAAUACGCCCAGACACAGACGCUGGGACCUAUACAUGUUAUGCUGAUAGCGUAUCGGCAAAUAUAAACAUACAGUUUAGUGAAUUAAUAGACAUUUUUCAACAAUUAUCAUUCAGGGAAGCAUUAAACACUAAAAAUAGUGAUAACAAAACUCAUUUCUAUAAGGACCCCUUUGAUCAUAAGAAGAAACCAUUAAAUAUUAUUGUUGGAGAAUGGUCUUCGUGCUCCAGAACGUGUGGUGGGGGAAAGCAACGUAGAAAUGUAUCGUGUGAGAUCAUCACAGACAAUUAUUUUGAGAUUCUACCGUCUCGUGUGUGUAAGAAUGCUGGAAUGGUCUUACCCUCAAAUGCUAAAAGCUGUAACAGAGAUAUGUGUGUUCAGUGGUCUGUGGGAAACUGGUCCAAGUGCUCUGUGGAUAAUUGUUUUAGAGAAGGCCACGCCCUACAGUCAAGGACUGUCAAUUGUACCAAAGAAAGUAACGCAAGAGUAAUUGAUGAAAACUUAUGCAAUCCUUACACACGUCCGUUAAAUAGUCAAGAAUGUACACUAGAUUUAUGUAAACCUUUAUGGAAUACUUCAGAAUGGUCGUACUGUGUUGCAGAUUGUGGUGAGAAGGGAUUUCAAUCUCGUAUGUUAACUUGUACUUGGUCAGUAAGUGGUAAAACAGCUGGCAGAGCUUGUGCUGAUAUGCUCAGACCUGUAGUUAUGAGAAAAUGUACAGCACAACCAUGCUCCCAAGAAUGUACUGAUAAAUAUGAGCAUUGUAAUAUUGUGAAACGUGUGAACUUUUGUGACAAUUCUAGAUUUAAACGAACAUGUUGUAAAACAUGCACGACAAAUUCCCGAUCUUGAUGACAUCAUCAACUAGUCUAAUAUAUGGUAUUUAUAAUGAAAGGGACCAUGUUCAAAUUGGUGAUCGGUAAAAUUUCUGGAACAACUAAAGUAUCAUCGUAAAAAUUUGAAUGAUUUCGCUGUGUUCAAUAUGGUGGAAGAACCAAAUACAGAACCCGUAUGACGUGUCCAGAACGGGAAGUAACUCUGCGUUACCUGUAGAUCUAAAUAUUGAUAUUAAUGAAUUCUUAUAUCAUAAUUAUAAUUCAGGGAUAAUUUUAAGGUUAUGCCUUAACUUUACGAAGUGUGUGUGUGUUUCUUAGUGCAAUUCCUUUGCUGCAUAGGGAAAAUAUCAUAGACCUUUUUUCAUAAAAUAUUCAGUAAAAAUGGAGCAAUUUGAUAUUAGAUGUUUUAUAUUAGAUGUAAUUAGUAUGAGAUAUUAUAUCAGUUACUUUGAAUGUUCCGGGUCUUGACAGAGGCGUGCAGAGGUAUGUCGGUGCCCGGGGCAAACUCCUUGAUUGUAUGCCCAAUAUAGGGCUUGCACUGAGAAAUGUGAGAACUGGAGAGAUUUUAAAUUAAAAACAGAUGCAAUAAACUUUUUAUUCAAAAUAAAUCAACCACAGUAAUUAAGUAUUGGAUGAAUGCCCCUGGAAUGGGUGCCUGCCCCCACUUGGUUUUGGAGAUGCCUUACUAAAACGUCAUUACUAAAUUAAUUGUUUUCUUAUUUCAUAAAGCUGUGAUGUUGUUAUGAAAUCCUGUCACCUAGGUUCUCUUCUACUGUGGGUGGUGAAGGUUGAAUUUCUGGAGUAGCUUACUUUCGAAAAGCCUUGGUAUCCCCAGUGAUCUCAUUCCAUUCAAUUCCACUAUACCCUGGGUUAAUCCAUAGGGUUUCCACGAUUUCAAAUUAUCUGCCCUGGUCUCGAUUGUAGCUAAACUCUACGAACCAAUCAAAAACAGUUUACAAACCAGUCUUACUAAUGAAACGGCCUUCGUUUCGUGUUCGUUUUUUAUAAGGGUAGGUAACCCUAUCCAUGUCCAUUUACUGAAUGAUUUAUGUAAAUAAUGUAUAUAUUUCUAAUUCAUUUAUAUUUAAUCUGUAGUAUGUUUCACUGAUUCAAAUAUAUAUAACAUCUAUAUGUUUGACUUUUGUUAUUAUUAUUACUAUUCGUUCUUUGUCUGAAAUGUUCCAUUCUGUUAUGUUUAUUAUUAUUGAACUUAUAUUGGCAAUGUCGAUAAAACUCUUGAACCUACAUAUAUAUAUACACACACCUGUCUGGUCUUCAUUAAUAUAUUAUAUAAUAGUUGUAAUUUGUUGUUAAAAAAUACGCAUUUAGCAUAAUUUGGACUUCUCUCAUUUAGGCUACCAUCUGACUAAUUCCUAUCCUUGUCUCUUGGUGAGAGUUACUUCCCUUUGUCAACUUCCUUUGCAAUUAAUUGGACUUCUCUCAUUUAGUCUACCUUCUGACUAACUGACUAAUUUCUAACAUUGUCUCUUGAAGGGGAGCCUUUGCGUUUUGCUUACUUUACCUGAGGAGAGUUACUUCCCUUUGUCAACUUCCUUUGCAAUUAACGAUUUAUGGGAUUGGUCAAUAAAAAUAGCACAAUCAUCAAGGGCAGAUGACUUGAAAACGUGCACCCCCCUCCCCUAUAGAUUAACCCGGGGGUUAGUGGAGUAGAACGGAAUGAGACCACUGGGGAUACCGGGGAUGAUUUUCGAACAAAAAUUGUUAUCAUCUGUCAUUUUAAUUGUUGGGUUUUUUUACAUAUUUUAUGUAGCUAUCAACCUCCUUUGUACGUUUCCAACACAUUUUAUGUAUAUCAUUUCUCCUAAGGAUAUUUCAAGAAAGGGUGCUAAGCUCAAAGAAUGCUUCUUAGUAUUUUUUGUUUGUAGGACACGCGACACUGUUAAUAUUUAUAAGUAAACUGUGAAUGUUAUUUGUAUGUAUAUGACUCGUUAAACAAGGGUAUUGUUAUUUAUCUUUGUGUUAACAUAAGAUUGAAAAUUAAAUGUAUUUAAGUUUAAUAUAUUGGUAA